Molecule: messenger RNA, 1743 nt
Organism: Clonostachys rhizophaga
Lineage: Eukaryota; Fungi; Ascomycota; Sordariomycetes; Hypocreales; Bionectriaceae
Source: the annotation of a GenBank genome assembly
AUGGCCCCCUCAGCUCUCACUCCGGUCCCUAGCACCUACGGUCCGUUGGUGCGUCGAACAGACACCAAGUCAUAUGAAACCCCCAAGCUAUCAAUCGUUGAGAUGUGGUCUGUUUUGUUGUCCCGCCUCAAACAGGGGACAUAUGUGAUCAAGGAACGAGCUGAAAGACGUGCUCAGAUCGAGAAAGAGAUCUCUGCACGUUCUGAUGACUGGUGCAACAGCAUCUUUCAGGAGCAGUUCAACCGUCUAGAGCAUCUAACCGCUGAGCUAGAGAUACAGCUGGCUGUUACUCAGAACCUCAGCCAAGGCGAUGGGCAGGCCCCCUCUUCAGCUUUGUCAUGCUUUGCUCUUGCUCCCUGGCAGAUGGAGGAGCGCUUCCGCGCCCUUGUUCAGCUACAGUCCUUUGUUGGGUCGUUCUUUGAGCGGGCUAGUCCAGGCUACGACCAGUCUCGAACGCUAUGGUGGUUUGACCCAGCGUACCACCGUGCUAACGGCCUCAAUUACGACCGCUAUGGUGCAUCUGACGUGCACACUGUCGAAGACACCCUGCUCAAGGCCCUGGGCAUGGGUGACUCCAAGUGGCCACUCAAACUACUUUUGACGUCCAGCGGCGUCGCAGCAUUCACGGUCCUCAACCAGUUCGUCAUGAGCAAGGUUCUCGUCGCAGGUGACACAAUAGUUCUGUCUCCAUACUUGUACUUUGAGUCAUUUGAUCAUCUCCGACCAGUCUCACAUGUCAAGGUCGUCAACUCGGAAACUUUUGAUGCCGAAGAUAUCAUUGCAACGACAGAGAGACACAAUGCCAAGGUUGUCUAUCUCGACCCGAUGGCCAACACUCUCGGACUAGAGACCACAGACCUUCGACGCUUUGCUCAGCUCCUGAAAGGGAGACCUGGCUGGUCUGACCGGUAUCUCAUCAUGGACGGAACACUCCUCUCAGGUGGAUUGCCACUAUAUGAUUGGUUCAAUGAUGACAGCCACCCCAAGAUUCUCUACUAUGAGAGUGCCCAUAAGUACAUUCAGAUGGGCAUGGACAUUGUCAUGUGUGGCUUGCUUGUCUAUCCUGAGGCUUUCCAUGAAAGCAUUGGCCUUAUCCGCCAGAUCACUGGAACGACGUUGUAUUCGCGUCAAGCGAAUGUGUUGCCCGCUAUUGACGCCAAGGUUCAUCAAUCACGAAUGUACUGGCUGACGUCGAAUGCGGAAAGAUUAUAUCACAUCUUGGACAAGCAAUGCGCUUCCAUUGCUGGGUUCAACUACCCACUUCAUUGGCGAAAGAUGGGUUGGGGUCACGGUGGCAACGUUGUCACCAUCAAGCUCUUUGGAGAUGACCAAAUGAACAAACGGCCCAGUUUGGAUAGAUUUACUGAGUUAGUUCUCAGGGCAGGAGAGGAGGAGGAUGUUGGAAUGACUAAAGGUGGUGGGCUGGGAUUUUCCGCCACUCGUAUAUGGCCAUCUUGCCCUUUUAUCCGGGAUGAGGAUCCGUACAUUAGAAUCUCGGUCGGGCUCGAUCCCAACGACGUGGAGCCGGUGGCAAGAGCAAUCUGCAAGGCGCUAGAUAGGCACUACCGGGCUUCGAAAUCGCCCAUGGCGCAGUGGAGGUUGAAAGAAAAUCGUACGUUGAACGGCAAUGGAAAUGUUGUAACUCCCAUCGGGAACGGGAUGGUUGUUGGUGGAAAUGGGUUGGCCAGUAACGGCAACGGAUUGGUCAAAAGCAGUGCACAUUUCGGACAAUUGCUCAAAUAA